AUGUUUGUGUUAAAACUAGAACAAGGUGUGGGCGGUAAUGACAUCAUUUGUAAUAAUAGUUUCUCAAAAACACUUGAGUUUCCCCUUUUUGUUUGUGUUGAUGGAUUGAAAAUAAAUUUCACUCAAGUCUGUGAUGGCAUUGUAGAUUGUCCAGAUUCUUCAGAUGAAUUAAAAAAGUUAUGCUAUCAUAUUGUAUGUCCUGUGACUUUGUACCGGUGUAACUAUGGUGCUUGUAUUUUAAAAUCACUACGAUGUGAUGGUUUUCAAGAUUGUAUUGAUGGUAGUGAUGAAAUUCACUGUGAAGUACCCAAUGUUUGUGCAGAUCAAGAGUAUCAGUGUGUCAAAUCACUCGAGUGUAUUCCAAUUUUUCAAACAUGCAAUGGUUAUUUAGAUUGUAAGGACGAAAGUGAUGAGAGUUCGACGUUGUGCAAAGAUUUUUUGUGUCCAACUUACACAUAUCAGUGUGAUUAUGGUGGCUGUAUUCAUCCAGAAACAAUUUGUGAUGGUACAAAUGAUUGUAUGGAUGGUAGUGAUGAAAAGUUUACAGUAUGUGCUGCAAUGAAAUGCAUCGGAGAUGCUUGUCUUGCUUAUAAAUGUCAAUUAAAUGAAUUCACUUGUGAAAGUGGUGGACAGUGUAUUCCUUUAUCUAGCGUUUGUGAUGGCACUCAACAGUGCCGAGAUGCUUCGGAUGAAGACCCAAAAGUUUGUAAAAAUCAGCAGUAA
Microplitis demolitor is the source of this 723-nucleotide messenger RNA. Its product is annotated as low-density lipoprotein receptor-like. Lineage: Eukaryota; Metazoa; Arthropoda; Insecta; Hymenoptera; Braconidae. The transcript is spliced from 4 exons. Gene Ontology annotation, molecular function: protein binding. Bases 1 to 723 code for a protein of 240 amino acids. The record is from RefSeq and is a predicted model, not a curated record.